Drosophila takahashii is the source of this 1086-nucleotide messenger RNA. RefSeq names its product transmembrane protein 19. Gene Ontology annotation, cellular component: membrane. Lineage: Eukaryota; Metazoa; Arthropoda; Insecta; Diptera; Drosophilidae. The record is from RefSeq and is a predicted model, not a curated record.
AAACUAACCUGCUGCGGUUUUAGUGCCCCCGAAAAAUAAACAAAAUCCGGCAGAGAAAGUGGCGAUAAACAACGCCCGUAAGAAGACGUCAAGAUGCGCGACUGGAUGCCUGUGCUCUUCUGCGGCCUCUCCGUGCCGCUCUCCCUGUUCAUGUGGCUGGGCAACGUGGCGGUGUCGAAGCUCUGGACCAGCGACUUUGAGGAAUCCCGGGUGAUUCCGCCGGUGCGCUGGCUCUUCUCCACCCUCGCCCCCUUGGCCCUGAUGACGGUGGCGCUGCGCAGGAGGAGCGUCAAUCGUUCUGGCGCCGCACUGGGCAUCCUGGUGGCCUUCAUCCUCUCCAUUGCCAGCCAUCCGUUCUUCGCCAGCCUGGUGGUGUUCUUCUUCAGCUCCUCGCGUGCGACCAAGUUCCGGGCGCACAUGAAGCGCCGCUUCGAGAGCGAUUUCCGCGAGGGCGAGGGUCAGCGGAAUUGGGUGCAGGUGCUCUGCAAUGGAGGCAUGGCCACGCAGCUGGCGCUCCUGUACCUGCUGGACUGCGGCAGCGGGGAGCGGGCGGUGGACUUUGCCCGCGAGUACCGCUCCAGCUGGCUGGGCGUGGCCGUGAUGAGUGCCUUUGCCUGCUGCAACGGCGACACUUGGUCCAGUGAACUGGGCUCUGUGCUCUCGCAACGCGAUCCCGUGUCCAUCGUGACCUGGCGACGAGUGCCGCGCGGCACCAAUGGCGGCGUUUCGCUGGCCGGGAUCGCCGUGAGCCUGCUGGGCGGACUGCUCGUGGGCUUCGGCUACUUUGUCACCGUUCGCUACACCGUGGAGUCGAAGAUGCUGGUGGUCAGCCCACCGCAAUGGCCCAUCAUCGCCUUUGGCGGCAUCGCCGGGCUCUUUGGCUCGCUGCUGGACUCUAUUUUGGGCGGCCUGCUGCAGUUCUCGGGCAUCAACGAGGAGGGCAAGAUCGUGGAGGCGCCCGGCAAGGGCGUGCGCCACGUCAGCGGACUGCGCAUCCUGGACAAUCAUAGUGUCAACCUGAUCUCCAGCAUCGUAACUGGGGUUACUAUACCCGUCCUCGCUCAGAGAUUCUGGCCUGUGCGCUGA